Ruditapes philippinarum (Manila clam) is the source of this 1011-nucleotide messenger RNA. Its product is annotated as DNA-binding protein HEXBP-like. The transcript is spliced from 2 exons. Lineage: Eukaryota; Metazoa; Mollusca; Bivalvia; Venerida; Veneridae. The record is from RefSeq and is a predicted model, not a curated record. The coding region runs from base 1 to 1011 and encodes 336 amino acids.
AUGUGUGGUGAGACUGGUAAUAUGUGUGGUGAGACUGGUCAUAUGUGUGGUGAGACUGCUCAUAUGUGUGGUGAGACUGCUCAUAUGUGUGGCGAGACUACUCAUAUGUGUGGUGAGACUGCUCAUAUGUGUGGUGAGACUGCACAUAUGUGUGGUGAGACUGCUCAUAUGUGUGGUGAGACUGCACAUAUGUGUGGUGAGACUGCUCAUUUGUGUGGUGAGACUGCUCAUAUGUGUGGGGAGACUAGUCAUAUGUGUGGUGAGACUGCUAAAAUAUGUGUGACUGCUCAUAUGUGUGGUGAGACUGCACAUAUGUGUGGUGAGACUGCUCAUAUGUGUGGUGAGACUUUUUAUAUGUGUGGCGAGACUACUCAAAUGUGUGGUGAGACUGCUCAUGUUUGUGGUGAGACUGCUUAUAUUAGUGGUGAGACUGUUCAUAUGUGUGGUGAGACUUCUUUUAUGUGUGGCGAGACUGCUCAUAUGUGUGGUGAGACUACUCAUAUGUGUGGCGAGACUGUUUAUAUGUGUGGUGUGACUGCUCAUAUGUGUGGUGAGACUGCUCAUAUGUGUGGUGAGACUGCUCAUAUGUGUGGUGAGACUGCUCAUAUGUGUGGUGAGACUACUCAUAUGUGUGGCGAGACUGUUUAUAUGUGUGGCGAGACUUCUCAUAUGUGUGGUGAGACUGCUCAUAUUUGUGGUGAGACUGCUCAUGUUUGUUGUGAGACUGCUCAUAUUUGUCGUGAGACUGCUCAUAUGUGUGGUGAGACUACUCAUGUUUGUGGUGAGACUGCUCAUAUGUGUGGUGAGACUGCUCAUAUGUGUGGUGAGACUUCUUUUAUGUGUGACGAGACUACUCAUAUGUGUGGUGAGACUACUCAUAUGUGUGGUGAGACUACUCAUAUGUCUGGUAAGACUGCACAUAUGUUUGGUGAGACUGCUCAUAUGUGUGGUGAGACUGCAUAUAUGUGGUUGGACUGCUCAAUUGUGCCACUGAUGACAAAUAACAAUUAA